CAUGGGAUAGCGAAGAAAGGAAUUUUUCUUUAUAAUUUAUAUGCAUCUCACUUCCCGUCUGUGGAAGUUGACCUUGUUAAACCCCCACUGACUAAACGUGAUUACCAGAUGAGUGACCUUGUUUUGAAGGGUUAAAUCAAUUUGUAUCUGUAGACCUCAGCUGUAAACAUCAAGUGGCUAAUAUUGUUUACUAGACGACUGACCUGGUAUUUGAAGAGCUCAGCUGUAAACAUCAACCAUCAACCGUGAAAACACCAGCAUAAUGGAAACUAAUGAUGUUAUAACUUUUCAUCAAUGUACAAUAUGUGAUGAACUUUUUCAACAAUUUGAUGAUUUAGUAAACCACUACAAAAUCCAUUCCAGAGAAGAGAAAACUGAUGAUGUUGAUGAAUAUUGUCAUGUUAAAGAAGAGAAAACUGAUGAUGCUGGAUAUUGGCAUAUUAAAGAAGAGAAAACUGAUGAUGUAGAUGAAUAUUGUCAUGUUCAAUUUAAAGCAGAGAAAACUGAUGAUGUAGAUGAAUAUUGUCAUGUUAAAGAAGAGAAAACUGAUGAUAUUGAAACAUGCUAUCCGUGUAAUUUAUGUGAUGAAGAAUUUAAAUUAGAAACUGAUUUAGAGAAACACUGUGAAAUACAUGUUAAAGAAGAGGAUUCUGUUUUACAGCACGGUAAAAAUUCAGAGACAAGUUUUAGUCAGUAUAAUGAAAAAGAAAAGCACAAUUCACAAGAGUUUAAGAAGUGUGAUGUUCACAUCCGAAUUCACACGGGAGAAAAACCUUACAAAUGUGAUGUUUGCAGUAAAUCAUAUACUGCUGGUAGUAGUCUAAAAACACACAUGAGAAUUCAUACUGGUGAAAAACCUUUCAAAUGUGGUGUUUGCAGUAAAUCAUUUACUAGAUGCAGUAAUCUUCAUAUACAUAUGAGAAUUCAUACAGGUGAAAAACCUUAUAAAUGUGAUGUUUGUAGUAAAUCAUUUACUGAAAGUAGUCAUCUUUAUACACAUAUGAGAAUUCAUACUGGUGAAAAACCUUAUAAAUGUAAUGUUUGUAGUAAAUCAUUUUCUCAGAAUAGAAGCCUACUGAGCCACAUGACAAUACAUACUGGUGACAGACCUUAUAAAUGUGAUGUUUGUAGUAAAUUAUUCACCACUAGUAGCAGUCUACAGGCACACAUGAAAUAUCAUGGAAAAAAACCUUAUAAAUGUGAUGUCUGUAGUAAAUCAUUUACUCAGCGUAGUGACCUGCAGCUACACAUUAGAAUUCAUACUGGUGAAAAACCUUUUAUAUGUGAUAUUUGUGGUAAAUCAUUUAGACAGAAUGGAACUCUUACGGAACACAUGAGAAUUCAUACUGGCGAAAAACCUUAUAAAUGUGAUGUUUGUAGUAAAUCAUUCACUCAUAGUAGUGGCCUGCAUCUACACAUUAGAACUCACACAGGUGUAAAACUUUAUAAAUGUUAUGUUUGUGGUAAAUCAUUUGGACAGAAUGGAAAUCUUAAGGAACACAUGAGAAUUCAUACCGGUGAAAAACCUUAUAAAUGUGAUGUUUGUGGUAAAUCAUUCACUCAUAGUAGCGGUCUGCAGCUACACAUUAGAACCCAUACAGGUGAAAGACCUUAUAAAUGUGAUGUUUGUGGUAAAUCAUUUGGACAGAGUAGUAAUCUUAAGGAACACAUGAGAAUUCAUUCUGGUGAAAAACCUUAUAAAUGUGAUGUUUGUAGUAAAUCAUUUACUCAGAGUAGUCAUCUACAUGCACACGUGAGAAUAGGUUGCUAGGCAAUGCAACAUACGCCCACAGCAGCUUAUUCCUUUGUAGGUAAUUGAGGGCCUUUACGAGACAGUUCCAUACAGAUCAGAUUAUAAUUUUUACAAGGUUCGAACUGAAGCAAGGUUUGCAACUCUGGAAGUAAUCCACAGAAAUUGUUGAAAUUUGACAGGCUUUUUCGUUUUAAAUAAUGCAUAUAAAUUUCAUACAGAUCAGAUGAUGACUUUUGUCAUUCAAACGUUCACAAUCGCCAUAACUCUAAAAAUUAUUGAUUGAAAUUAUGAAAUUCAAUAGACCUCUGUUUCACAAAUUUAAAUGAUGCAUAUAAAUUUCAUACAUAUCGGUUGAUAACUUUUCAUCAAUCGAGCAUUAAUAAGGUUGAACAAAGUGAAACAAGGGCCAUAACUCUAGAAGUAAUUAUUGUAAAUUGCUGAAAAUCAGUAGGAUUCAUGGUUUCACUAAUUUAAAUAAUGCAUAUAAAUUUCACAAAGAUCGGAUGAUAAAUUUUGGGGUUAGAGCGUUCACAAGGUUUAAUAAAGUAAACAAGGGCCGUAACUCUAGACGUAAUAAACGGAAAUUGCUGAAAUUCAAUAGGCUUCUUCAUUUCACUAAUUUAAAUAAUGCCAAGAAGAAGACGAUAAAACCUCACACGCGAUAGGAAAAGAGGGGCAGAAGAGUCCCCAUGACAGUUAAGGCAAGUUUGGAUCUCAGUGAUGCACCAGAGGAAAACCAGAACCAAUCCUUGUAGAUAAAUCAUACAUGCUGUAGCCAUUUGUAGUAGUUAAUAUGACACAUGUUGUAUUAUUAUUCAUAGUAGAAAAUCCCCGGUAACAAACUUAACAAGACUGUGUUGAUAUAAAAAGGAUUUAUCCAUUAUUAUAAUUUAUCCAGGACGCGUUCGCCCUUUAUCAUCUAAUUACAAAAAUUUCACAAAGAUUGGAUGAUCACUUUUGGUGUAAUAGCAUACACAAGGAUCAACAAAGUGAAACAAGAGCCAUAACUCUAGACAUUAAAUAGGCUUUUUCAUCUCACUAAUAUAAACCACAUAUAUCAAUUUUAAAACAAUGGGAUAAUAACUUUUGGAGAAAUUGUGGAGGACGGAUGGACGGACAGACCGGGGCGACGGCAAUGUGGGCGUAUAAAAACCUUUUAAAUGUGAUAUUUGUAAUAAAUUAUUCACAAACAGUAGUAGACAUCAAAAUCAUAUGAAGUAUCAUAGUAGAGAAGUGAAUCAUUUACUAGCAAUAGUCAUCAUGAUAGAUAUAUCAGAUUUCAUACUGGAGAAAUCCCUUUUACAUGUGAUGUUUGCACUAAAUCACUUAAUCUACAUGCACACAUGAGAAUUCAUACUGGAAAAAAACCUUAUAAAUGUGUUGUUUGUAGUAAAUUAUUCACCAUGAGAACACAUGGAAGGACAAGGGAACAAUAAAUCUUUUUCACAUAUACCAAAAAUCAUAAUACAUCUUUUCAACUUUUCCGUGUAAAAUCUCGGCUGGCUAUAUCGCUAUGUUUCAUAUGUAUCCAUUAGAACUCCAUAUGUUUCCAUCAAACUUCGGGGAGUAUCACCAUUUUGAAUUUUCCACUAGAAUUGUUGUUUUUGUAAGUUUCACAAGGAUAUAAUAAAAUAUAUUUCCAGCUGAUGUGAGGCCAUAAUAUUUAGUGUAGUUCAUUCAAUUUGCAUACUGAUCCGUUUUCUAAUUUUCCGGUGACCCCAAAUUGUCCCCACCAUAAUUCAGGAGGGAUAUCAUAUUGGCCGAGAAAUCUGGACCUCGAAGCGGAUAGUUUACGUUCAGAUGUGGAGGGGGUGCGAUGGUUAACGCGUGGGCAUUGUAUCAGAAGUAGACCGGAGGCUCAGCACGGGGGGUGUCCAUCAAAUGGGCACAAAACCAGACCCAACUUUUCUAGAGUAAAAUUUUGCAUAGAAUACAAUGCCGAGUGGUAAUCAGUCCGCCGUUGGGGCGUUUUCGAGAUA
Molecule: messenger RNA, 3732 nt
Organism: Patella vulgata (common limpet)
Lineage: Eukaryota; Metazoa; Mollusca; Gastropoda; Patellidae
Product: zinc finger protein OZF
Exons: 2
Coding region: 263-1771 (502 amino acids)
Biological process (GO): regulation of DNA-templated transcription
Molecular function (GO): DNA-binding transcription factor activity, RNA polymerase II-specific; RNA polymerase II cis-regulatory region sequence-specific DNA binding
Source: RefSeq, a predicted model, not a curated record